GAACAGUUGAAGAGAAAAUUUAUUUCACAAAACAUACAGAUAAACUGAAUUGAAAUAUCGUGGAAUAAAAUGAAACUUAUCUGGAUUUCUUUUGUAUUAUUCGUCACUGGUAGCUGGGCUGAAAGUGUAUCACCAUUUCUAACUAAUCCAGAUUUUAUCUUUGGUGGCGCAAGAGAUUAUCAAUUACGAGUAGAUGCACUUCAAAGUGAAAUAAAUGAAGUGACGGCAGAAGUUCAAACAACGAUAUCAAGUGUGUUGGAAAAGAGUACGACAGAGACUUUGGGCCAAUAUCAAGAAGUUGGUCAGCAAAUAGAUGUAAUGUACGAGUCGUCACUUGAACGAUAUGGAACUCUCACGCCAGGUUUAUGUAAAAGUAAUGCUGAAGCCAUUUUGAACUCGACAACUACGUUUGCGGGUUUUGAAAUUAGUAACUGUGCUUCUUAUUAUGAUAGAAGUGUUCAAAUUGAUUUGGAUAUCGCAAGAAGAGCAUUAAAUGGCGCUGAUGAAUUUUAUACCCAAAUUCAGAUGAUUAUCGUUAAAUCUUUCAUUGGAAAGAAUAUUUUCACAGAUCCAGAAGAUAUUAAGGAUCUGUUCAUAGCGAUGUUUGAAAGAGUUGCCACCAACUGGGAAAGUUCUAAACCUGAAUUUGAGGGCAUUCGGGAUAGUCUUGAAACAGGAAUUGCAACACAAAACAGAAAUCUUGAUGUUUGUCAUGAGAGAGUUAUUACUUUAACAAGCACUUUCUAUGAACUCUUCCGAUCACAAGUUGAAACAUGCAUUGAGUUUGAAAGAACUCCUGAACCAUUUGGAAAAUCAAAAAGCACGAAACCAGACAUCGAGAAGUAUCUUAAACUCUUUGAAGAAAAACUUGCUAACGUAAAACCUUUUGAAUGGCCAGAACGUUCCUAAAUAUAAUUAAUUAAUUUCACAAAUCAUUUAAAAUGAUUUUUUUGUUUUAUGUUAUGACGUUGUUAAUCAACACAAAGUUGACAAACAAAUAAUAAAAAUUAUAAAAAUAAAAAAAUUAAUCUCUC
This is a messenger RNA of Clunio marinus, 1034 nucleotides long. Lineage: Eukaryota; Metazoa; Arthropoda; Insecta; Diptera; Chironomidae. The record is from the annotation of a GenBank genome assembly.